Messenger RNA from Galeopterus variegatus (Sunda flying lemur), 2686 nucleotides. RefSeq names its product zinc finger and SCAN domain containing 21 (gene ZSCAN21). Gene Ontology annotation, molecular function: RNA polymerase II cis-regulatory region sequence-specific DNA binding; DNA-binding transcription factor activity. The transcript has 5 exons. The record is from RefSeq and is a predicted model, not a curated record. Gene Ontology annotation, biological process: regulation of transcription by RNA polymerase II. Bases 850 to 2271 code for a protein of 473 amino acids. NCBI's taxonomy places the organism in Eukaryota, Metazoa, Chordata, Mammalia, Dermoptera, Cynocephalidae.
UUUCACGUUCCAUAACAGUUUUUCUGUGCGCUCCCUGCACCGAGCCGUUAGUCUGACCGUGGCCGCCUUCUCUUUUUCUCCUUUGGCUCUCAACGGGAGGUCUCGAUUCAAAGCUAAUCGGUGGGAACACCCCCGAGGGGUUGGGACCCUCCUGUGAGAAACCGAACCUCAUUAGAAGUCUUGGAUAGUAUCCAGUGCAAAGGAGGGAAUAGUCCCCUUGGGCUUUGUUCAGGUUGGAAAGCAUACACAUAACGGGUCUGCUCAAAUUUGGAAACAUUUUUAAAGGACCGUUUAUAAACUCUAUUUAUAAAUAGUGUGUCAAGAGAAAGGUGAUUUGGUGGGUGAGGUAGUUGGAAACCCGUGUUAUGUAAGGAACAGUUAAAAGAACUUCGGAGAGGAAAAGAAUUAAGAGGCAAGACAGUUAUUUUCAAGUAUUGGAAGGCUACUGUGGAGAAAGUAAUUAUUGGUAUAGGACCGAACUGGGAUCAUUGAAGUGAUGCAGAAUUUGGUUCGGUUUGAAGAAGACCUUGUAACAAACUGUCCAUCAGUAGAUUUCUGUGCCUCAAAAUUAUCUAAUUUUCCUGCCGAGGAGUUUUCAGGUACAGACUGAGUGUGUGUUAAAGGCAUUCUAACACUAGUUGGUAGCCUUUGAACCUGUAGAGAUAAAAUUGCUGAACUGGAAAAUGGCCUGUGUCUUCUCAAGGAAGAAGAGAUACUGUCAUAACGUUGCAUACUAGUGAAAAGCUAAAAGUUUGCCGUGUGGCCCUAAAGAACCAGAAACCAAAAGGAACCAAUAUUCCUGCUCCACAGAGCCCCAUCUUUAGUGAGGCUGUUUCUGGAGUCUGUGUGAUGACCAAAGUACUGGGCAUGGCCACAGUUCUGGGCCCUCGGCCUUCACAGGAGCAGGUGGGGCCUGCAAUGGUGAAAGUUGAGGAGGAGGAGAAAGGGAAAUGCCUUCCUAGCCUGGAGAUGUUCCGCCAGCGCUUCAGGCAGUUUGGGUACCAUGACACUCCAGGACCCCGGGAGGCCCUGAGCCAACUCCGGGUGCUUUGCUGUGAGUGGCUGCGGCCUGAGAUCCACACCAAGGAGCAGAUCCUAGAGUUGCUGGUGCUGGAGCAGUUCCUGACCAUCCUGCCCCAGGAGCUCCAGGCCUGGGUGCAGGAGCACUGCCCGGAGAGCGCUGAAGAGGCCGUCACUCUCCUCGAAGAUCUGGAGCAGGAACUGGAUGAACCAGGACAGCAGGUCUCAACUCCUCCAAAUGAACAGAAACAGGUGUGGGAGAAUAUGUCAUCUUCAGGAACAUCAAAGGGAUCCCUGAGCAGUGUGCAGUCACAGCCUGUGGAGAGUCCUAACUAUGAACCUUGGGGGCCCCUGUACAUCCAAGAGAGUGGUGAAGAGCAGGAUUUCACUCAAGGUCUGAGAAAGAUUCAAGAUUGUAAAUCUAAUGCCCAGAAUGAGGAAUCAGCAGAUGAACAGAAAAGUUCUGAAGAAGAAUCUCCUGCAGAUGGACUCAAAAGGGAUAUUCCUGUGAUUAUUGCCAAUAAAUGUGAGGCCAGGUUAGAAAGGCAGUGGGUAAACCUUGAAAAGGAAAGAGGAAUAAAAACCCCUCUUCAAGGCACAGGUUCCAAGAAAGGUACAGAAUCAGUUCCUUCUAAACCUGCCCCAGGAGAGAGACGUUAUAUAUGUGCUGAGUGUGGAAAAGCCUUUAGUAAUAGCUCAAAUCUUACUAAACACCGGAGAACACACACUGGGGAGAAACCUUAUGUAUGCACCAAAUGUGGGAAGGCUUUCAGCCACAGCUCAAACCUCACCCUUCAUUACAGAACACACUUGGUGGACCGGCCUUAUGACUGCAAGUGUGGAAAGGCCUUCGGUCAGAGCUCAGACCUCCUUAAACAUCAGAGAAUGCACACUGAGGAGGCACCAUAUCAGUGUAAAGAUUGUGGAAAGUCUUUCAGUGGUAAAGGCAGCCUAAUUAGACACUAUCGAAUCCAUACUGGGGAGAAGCCUUAUCAGUGUAAUGAGUGUGGUAAGAGCUUUAGUCAGCACGCAGGUCUUAGUUCACAUCAAAGACUCCACACUGGAGAGAAGCCGUAUAAAUGUAAGGAGUGUGGGAAAGCCUUCAACCACAGCUCAAAUUUUAACAAACAUCAUAGAAUCCAUACUGGGGAAAAGCCCUAUUGGUGUAAUCAUUGUGGAAAAACCUUCUGUAGCAAGUCAAAUCUUUCUAAACAUCAGAGAGUCCACACUGGAGAGGGAGAAGUACCAUAACUGUUAAGUAUGCUCUUUUGUUUUUGUUUUUAUAAGUUUUAGAACAUGAAUGCUAGGGAGAAUCCCUGUAAUUGCAAUAUCAACUCUGGUGGUAGAUUUGCUUCACUUCACAUCAAGGGAUGCCUGAGGGGUGGGAGCUCCACAGUGGCACAGUCAGCAGGAGGUUGUCAGAGCAUAUCAGUGGGUCUGCACCUGCCAGCUCGCUGGGCAGCAUCCUCCCCACACAUCAGGGCCCAGUAAACCAUGCCAGCAUUGCCUUUUGCAAAGUUAAACUGAUGUGUAUCCACUGUAAUUAAGAAAGAACAUUAAAACCGUUAAACUUUUAACAUAUAUUCUAGAAUUAUAAUUUGUAAAGAGUUGAGCCACGUUGAACUCAGUUUAAUUGGAUUUCAAAUAAACUUAUAACAUCUUGUAA